Molecule: messenger RNA, 6038 nt
Organism: Neoarius graeffei (lesser salmon catfish)
Lineage: Eukaryota; Metazoa; Chordata; Actinopteri; Siluriformes; Ariidae
Exons: 2
Coding region: 2085-3203 (372 amino acids)
Source: RefSeq, a predicted model, not a curated record
UUUUUGGACAUAGUCCAACCUGUUCUUCUUGUGAUCCUAAUAAAAACUCAGCCAUUGUUGUCAUAACCUACUGAUAUAACAGUGCACAAUGAGGAACAGAAACAGUAAGUUAGGGAAAGAAAAGAAAAAGCAAGUAAGUGUGAAGCUACAUGUGCUAUAAUAAGAAUUGGAUGUUCCUAUGACAGCCCAAACAUCCAGUUUAUGAAAACCUCGUAUGGCGAGGAUUAUUUGGCACAGUUUGAUAUAUGGGUAAAGGACUUAGAAUUCCCUGGAAAGGGCAGUUUUAGUCCCAGGCAGAUAGGACAGUUAGAAGAAAAGUUGAAACAGAAGGAAAAAGAAGAGUCUGCAGAUAAUGUUAAGUUCUUAGGGGACUAGAGGGCGUUUUCUACAUGGAAAAAAGAAACACUUAAGAGAGAAUACAAAAGAGAGAAAUGACAGGCAGGGCUCUCACCCUCUUCUCAGUGUUUGAAAUUUCAGAUGGACCCUGACCUGGAGUCUGCCCCACCACCCCAACACACACUGCCUCCUCAGCGAGGUGGAGCAUCACUCCCACAAGCGCUUCACCCACAGAAAGGGGGAGAAGUCAAGACAAAGAAAAAAAAAACUGAGCCUCUGGAAUCUCUCCCAGCCUACCAGCCGCCUCCAGCAUCAGUGCCUCUCAGCGCUUCUCCAUCACACACGAGAUCCGGUCUUGCAUACGGCGAUGGACAAGACACCCUCCUGGACCUGACCACGUGCUCACCAGUGGGUCCACAAGGCCAUAAUCUAAAGUCUGAAGUCCUUCAUCUUCCAAUGAUGGAAGUGGCUGGAGCUGAUGGCGUGCUUUUAGUCCACAGACCCUGGAUGACAGCUGAUAUCAAGGAAAGCAUGGCUUCUCUUCCCAAUGUGAGAGAGGUAGGAGGAAAGAGAUUUAGUAACGAACUGUUGAUAUUUUGCAGAGAAUUCCGACCGACCACCCAUGAACUUCGCUGCCUAAUCAUGACCAAGAUGGGUAUAGAUUGGAACAAAGUUUCCAAAGAGUGGCCGGAAGCUGACCAGCGAAUGACUACACCAGACUGGAGCGUGGCUGGCAAUGACUGUUCAGCCUGGAGAAAAAGGAACAAGAGGAGGAAGAGGUUGAAGUAGGGGCCGAGACAGGACAACCUGGAGUGACUCGUCCUGGAUAAAAGGUGCAACCUGCUACAACUGCAAUCAAAAGGGACACAUUACUCGAAAUUGUCUCCGCAGUAACAGGCAGAAGCCCCGUGAGGAGUACAGCAAAGCAGACUGAUGGGCGGACUCCGGGAACGGGCCCCACACAGAGAACAGGGGAGGUAACACACACACACACCUGAUGAUACACAUACACAUAGACAGGAGCAUUCACAUAACAUUAAACACAUUAGUAGCAGCACCUGCAUGCAACAGCAAGACUACACAGAAACGCCCGAUACACCAGUCCAGAUAGAUACACCUGAAGUUGCAUUAAGUUUGUUAAAAUACACAACUACUCCCUUUUCUAAACUCCCUUGUAUGCCCCUCACUGUGUGUGGGCAUGUGUUAGCCUUUUUAGUAGAUUCUGGAGCAGCACACUCAGUGAUACAACAUGGGGUACUUCCAGUAGACCCACCGCUCAGCUCAAAUUCUAUUCAGACGAUGGGCAUCUCAGGACGACCUGUAACCAAAACUUUCUCAGUCAACCUCCCGUGUAAAAGCAAGGGAGGAAUAGUUACGUCCCACUCAUUCCUCAUCUCACAUACAUGUCCAGUAAAUUUGUUAGCACAUGAUUUAAUGUGCAAAUUAGAAGUAAAUCUCACAUCCACUCCAGAUGGACUAACUAUUGAAGUAAGUGAAAUGUGCGGUGUGCAGUAUGGGUUUGGAAGCCCCCUGUAUGUGUAUGUCUGGCAGCUCUGCUCAGAUCAGCUCACACAAACUCCAAAACACCUUGUACAGCUCGCAUACUUGAACACCUCAUCAGUUGACACAGAUUAUAUGAAAGAGGAAGAUUUGCAUUGUACAGCACAUGUUCACCAAGGGCAAGAUGUAGAGUUUGAAAAUACUUGGUUUGCAGACCCCCAUGCACGUGAAAGAUUGACCCUCAAACUAUGUAUUGGUCUAAACAUUAUUGCGCUGUGCAGGUCCAUUUUACUCAUUGUCCAAACAGCUGCAUCAAUGCUCAUUGCAGUGUUCUCAAACAUGUUAUACGCAGCCUCGUGUCAGAGGACUCUGAGGUCGGCUGCUGCCAACAUGAUUUCUUUGACAUCAUUAAUUCUAUAUCCCAUGUCUCAUUACCAAGGCUGCGAGCCACCCAUUGGAAAGACGUGGGGAAGUGGGUCAGGAAGUGUGCAGUCGAUGGCAAUGAAUGGUCCCAAACAGAGGACCCUAGUGUGUUGUUUUGUCAAAGGCUUGGGGUCUACAAACAAAGUCAUGCUAUGUGUGUGUAUGUUAAGCGCAGUGUAAUAUUAGCCACUGAUGACCAGGGUCCUGGGGACCUCGGCCAUACUGGCCUGUUUGUCUCUGUUUCCACAGGCAUAACUCCAGCAGAGGUGCACCCCAAAUUGGCGGGCGUUCCAAAUUCCGUUUGGGCAAAGGGUAAACAUGAUGUGGGCCUAAUAAAGAAUGCUGAACCAGUGGUGAUCACCCCCAAAUCAGAUUUCAGUCCUAAACAGACCCAGUACCCACUCAAACCAGAAGCAAUUGCAGGUAUAAAACUGGUCUUUGAUUCGUUGCUGAAGGCAGAUGUAAUUGUCCCUUGCCAGGACUCUCCAGUGCGCACUCCUAUUUUUCCAGUUAAGAAGGCAAGAAAACCGUCCCAGCCCGAUGAGUGGAGGUUUGUCCAAGAUCUGCAAGCAGUCAAUGCUGCGGCUGUCCCGCACAUGCCUGACUCCCUAAAGAGUGCUCUGCAGACCACACCCACUCUGGGACUGCCUGACCCCAAUAAACCAUUUGUUCAAACUGUCGAUGAAAAGAAGGGUUUUAUGACCUCUGUUCUUUUGCAGAAACAUGGGGAUAGAUUGAGACCUGUAGCUUACUUCUCCAGCAGGGUGGAUCCAGUGGCGGCUGGACUUCCUGUUUGCCUGCGUGCAGUUGCUGCAGCUGAAAAGGCGGUAACUGCCUCCAGAAAUAUUGUGGGGUAUUCUAACCUCACCCUUUGGUCCCACAUGCUGUCUCCCUGCUUCUGUUGGAGAAAAAGACGUCACAUUUGUCAGCACAGAGAUGGUUGAAGUAUAACACUGUCAUACUUGAUAUGCCUAACAUCAUUGUGAAACGUUCUGUUCUAAAUUCUGCCUCUCUUCUCCCUACAGAGGACGAUGGAGAGCCACAUGACUGUGUUGCUCUCACUAAUGAUUUUUGUUCCCCCAGGGCAGACUUAGAGUGACCCUUUUGGAAAAUCCAGACAUGGUCCUCUAUGUGGAUGGUUCAGCCUCCAGAGACCCGGAGACGGGAAAGAACAAAGUAGGUUUUGCCGUAGUCUCAGAUCACGAGGUCCUCAAGGCGUCACGUCUGCCCUCGAACCUGUCGGCGCAGGCUGCAGAGCUCUGUGCCCUCAUUGAGACAUGCAAAUUGGCUGCAGGGUGAUCUGUCAAUAUUUUUACGGACAGUAGGUACACGUUUGGCGUUGUGCACGAUUUUGGCACUAUUUGGAAACACAGAAAUUUUCUCACUAGCACAGGAUCUCCCAUUGCACAUCAUAAACUGGUCUCUGAGUUGUUGGAUGCUGUUCUACUCCCUAGAGCCAUUGCUGUGUGUAAGUGUGCUGCCCGUACUAACAAUACUGAUCUUGUGUCUCAAGGGAAUGCCAGGGCGGACGCGGCAGCUAAGUGUGCAGCCUCGGCUUCCAGUUCACCCUCUAACCUUGCCUUUCCUCAGGUUUCUACCCUUUGUUUACAGCUAGCGGACCUUCAGAGCACUGCCACCCAGGACGAGAGACGAGUCUGGAAACAGGCGGGCUGUAUCCUUGCAAACUUGGUCUGGGUUUGUCCCUCGGGCCGUCCCGGUCUACCAAAAUACAUGUUCCCUUUCUAUGCAAAAUUGGCACAUGGGCUCACCCAUGUGUCAAAAGGGGGGAUGGUAACAGAAGUAACAAAGAGAUGGUUCACAAAGGGGUUUUCAAAUUAUGCUGUGAAAUUUUGCAAGCAAUGCUUGAUAUGUGCACAAUAUAAUGCAGAUCAAGGUAUCAAACUAACUCAAGCAGCACACCCAAUACCAGACAAACCAUUUGAUCACCUCCAAAUGGACUUCAUUGAACUGACACUUAGAGAGGGAAAAUGGGUCACUUAAAAAUAAACUAAGCAAAGCUUGUGCAGAAACAGGGCUAGGAUGGACAAAGGUCCUCCCUGUAGUACUCACACAAAUGAGGAUGCAAACUAGGCCUAAACAUGGGUUAAGCCCAUUCGAAAUUCUGUUUGGACGAGUACCCAACACGGGGAUAGGGCCAGCUCAAGGAACACUGCUGGACACCACACUGUGUGAUGAUGCAAUGUUGAAUUACUGUGCAACGUUGUCCUCUGCUUUGAAAUCUAUCCACAAACAGGUAAAGAAGCACUUCCCAAACCCGCUGAGGGACCUCUGCACGAUCUACAACCAGGGGAUUGGAUCGUGGUAAAGGACUUCCGACAAACCAAGUGGAACAAGCCAUGGUGGAAUAGCCCAUUCCAGGUCCUGCUCACGACCCCAACUGCAGUGAAGGUCACAGGCAGAGUGACGUGGAUCCAUGCUAGCCGCUGCAGGAGGGUACCUGAACCGGCUGAGCAGGAGGAAAAGGAAGGCCUAAGUGACCUGGACGCUGACUAAAGCUCGUGAGGAAGAAAGGCAUCACUGCAUGGAACAAUGCGAGUAUCACAUCAAUCACGCACGCACCCUCAAUAGGGAAGAGUAUUUCAGUGUCUAGCCGAUAGACAAGUCUUAGGGUUUCGAGUUUCCUCCAAGUCCCGGUGAGGUAGGACGAGGGCUGAUAGGGCAUGCCCGCCCUCUAAGCACCAAUACACGUCAAGAAGGGCAAGGGUUAACUCGGUAACAUUACUGAGGCACUGAACAAGAUGCGCAAGGUUGCUGAACAAUUAUGAGCAGACGAACAUGGAGGAGACAAAGACAGCUGGUGGCAUUGGUUCAGUGGAUGGAAGACUCUGAUUCUAUCCACCAUACCGGUCCUGGGCUUAGUGAUUGUGAUGCUAUGUUUGCUCCCUGUUUUCUGUCAAUGUUGUAUGUCUGUGUUUCAGAGGCAGCUGACAAAUAUUGGUUACCAGAUGGUGAAAAUAGACUCUGAUGACUUGCCUGACUGGCCUCCAAACUCACAUGAAGACUAUAACCCACCAUUUGAUGACAUCAGCACAGUUGACAUGAAACUAGCCCUAACUUAAAACACUUUCAUUAUGAUUGUUUCCUGUUCUAUUAUUCCUGAUCUAUGUAUAUGGCUUGCUAGCAUUCAUUUAAGAUGUCUAUGUCUUAUAAAACAGCCUUAGCAUUAUCCCUGUACACUCAAUGACGUGUUAAGUCGAAUCUCUCUGAGAACUCUUAUCACUGAAACUGUGUACAGUUCUUUUCUUUCCUUUUAGCAAUUUAUCCUAUAGGAUAAAAAGGGGGGAAUGUGAGGGAAUUUUAAUGGAUGAACAUUAUUAUUCUCUGUGUUUCUGUAUGUUGAACUAAAGUGGCUUAGUUACUGAGAAGAGAUGUUUUUCCACAUGCUGUAAUCGCUUUUCUGUGGCCUUGGUGGUAAUGAGCAGGGUGCUUGAGUUUGUCCUAACUACGCAUCUUCUCAUGAUGUAACCACCUUUCCUGACCUCGGUGGUGAUAAGCAGGGAGCUUGAGCUCUCCCAAACUCGCAUCCGCCUGCACAUACCAGAGCACGCCAGGUGCACGCUUUAACAAAGCUUCAUAGAAAAUCUUGAGCCAAUCACGUGAAGACACAAGCAGUGAGCGAAUGCUUUCAGAGUAUAAUAGAUAACAUUCCUAAAACACAACUCAGAGUGCACGUACUCUCGGCAUCAUCAGAAGUGAUGUCUUCUUCUAUUCUUCUCUUUCCUUUCCUAUUUUAUAUAUCUUUAUAUGAUCUACUAUAA